UGGAGCGCGAGGGUAGACAGGUGUUGGGUUGCGCAAAGGAGAGACACGAUCGCUCCAUACUUCCCCAUGUAUCCUGCCUUCAUUCUCUGCUGUAAUCGCGGAUCUCUAUCGGGAGCCACCAUGGUGCAUCACUCUGGAUCCAUACAGUCAUUCAAGCAGCUGAAGCUGAAGGGUAUGCACACUAGUAUCAGUGAGAUUUUGAAGGAGAAGACACUGAAGUCAUCGCGCCGCAGUUUGCCAUGUCUGGCACAGAGUCAAACACAUCCUGAGAACCUCAAUCACUUCCUGUCUGUGCCUCUGAGUCCUACACCCAAGACAUACACAAACAGCGUCAGUGCCUCCUGCACACAUAUCACACCUCCACCUACAGACACAGGUCAGGAUGUUUACAUGGAGGAGAGGGAGGUGGGAGAGUUUGAACCUAAAACAGAUGAGAAGCUGCUCGUCCAGCAGAAGCCUCUCUCAAGAGGAAAACUAGAGGCUCGCACAGACUCCAUAAAGGGGAACAAUCUAGAAAAGCCCUCUGGAUUAAUGUUCCGAGAUGGCAAGAAACGCAUUGACUACAUAUUAGUGUACAGGAAAUCCAGUCCUCAGGUGGAGAAGAGAUGUACAUUUGAGAGGAACCUGCGAGCAGAAGGUCUGAUGCUGGAGAAGGAGCCUUCAUUAACCAACAGUGAUAUCAUGUUUGUGAAGAUUCACACGCCGUGGGACACUCUGUGUAAAUAUGCCGAACAGAUGAACAUCAGAAUGCCAUUCAGGAAAAAGUGUUACUUUACAGACUGGAAGAAAAAGACUAUGGGCAGUCUAUUUCAGCUGAAACGUCGACAGUUGAAGAGUUGGCUGCCCAGGAACCCGAUGAAACUUGAUAAAGGGGCAUUACCAGAUCUGGAGGAUACUGACUGCUACACGGCUCCCUUCAGCCGGGCCAGAAUGCACCAUUUUACCAUCAACAAAAGAGAGACGUUUUUUUCGAACUCAACCAGGAGCAGAAUAGUGCAUCAUGUACUACAGCGGACUAAGUACGAGGACGGCAAGUCUAAAAUGGGUAUCAAUCGGUUACUUGGCAACAGCACGUAUGAAGCAGCAUUUCCUCCACAUGAGGGGAGUUACAAAAGCAGACACCCAAUAAAGACCCACGGUGCUCAAAACCACAGACACCUGCUGUACGAAAGAUGGGCACGCUGGGGCAUCUGGUACAAAUAUCAGCCAUUAGACCUCAUACGGCGGUACUUUGGUGAGAAAAUCGGCUUGUAUUUCGCGUGGUUGGGCUGGUACACUGGUAUGCUGAUCCCUGCUGCUCUAGUCGGCCUCUUUGUCUUCCUCUAUGGGCUUUUCACCAUGGACUCCAGUCAAGUCAGUAAGGAGAUCUGUGAAGCCAACACCACUAUCAUGUGCCCAAUGUGUGAAGGCAACUGUAGCUCAUGGACUCUGAGUGACAGCUGUGUCUAUGCAAAGGUGACUCAUCUCUUUGAUAAUGGAGGCACAGUCUUCUUUGCUAUCUUCAUGGCGAUAUGGGCCACUGUGUUCCUUGAGUUCUGGAAGAGGAGGAGGGCGGAGCUAACGUACAACUGGGAUUUGAUUGACUGGGAGGAGGAGGAGGAAAACCUACGGCCGCAGUUUGAAGCCAAAUACUCUCGUAAGGAGCGAGUGAAUCCCAUCUCAGGAAAACCAGAGCCCUUCCAGCCCUUCACAGAUAAACUCAGCCGUCUCAUGGUGUCUGUUUCUGGUAUAUUCUUUAUGAUCUCUCUGGUUCUGACCGCUGUGUUUGCUGUGGUGGUGUUCCGGCUCAUCGUCAUGGAGAAGUUUGCCUCAUUCCAGUGGGAGUUUGUGAAGAAGAACUGGCAGUUUGCCACCUCAGGCACUGGAGUCUGCAUCAACUUUAUGAUCAUAAUGUCUCUCAAUGUGGUCUAUGAGAAAGUGUCCUACCUACUUACAAACCUGGAACACCCACGGACAGAAUCGGAGUGGGAAAACAGCUUUGCCCUCAAGAUGUUCCUUUUCCAGUUUGUAAAUCUCAACAGCUCUACCUUCUACAUAGCGUUUUUCUUAGGAAGGUUUGCUGGCAGGCCAGGCGACUAUAAUAAGCUGUUUAACCGAUGGAGAAUGGAGGAGUGUCAUCCCAGUGGUUGUCUAAUCGACUUGUGCCUACAAAUGGGAGUGAUCAUGGUGUUGAAACAGAUCUGGAAUAACUUCAUGGAGCUGGGCUACCCACUGCUACAGAACUGGUGGUCUCGGCGUAAGAUGAAGCGUGCAGGAGAGCAGAAUAACAGUAAAGAAGAGCUGCCACAGUGGGACAGAGACUGGAACCUGCAGCCCAUGAACGCACAUGGCCUGGUGGAUGAAUACCUGGAGAUGGUUCUUCAAUUCGGUUUCACUACUAUCUUCGUAGCUGCUUUUCCUCUGGCUCCUCUGCUCGCUCUCCUCAACAACAUCAUUGAGAUCCGACUGGACGCCUACAAGUUUGUCACGCAGUGGAGAAGACCUAUGCCUGCACGCGCAACUGACAUCGGUAUAUGGCAUGGUAUCCUGGAAGGAAUUGGAGUUGUGGCUGUCAUAACAAACGCCUUCGUCAUUGCCAUCACGUCGGACUACAUCCCUCGCUUUGUCUAUGCUUUCAAAUAUGGUCCCUGUGUAGACCGAGGUUACCGGCAUGAGAAAUGUCUGAGAGGAUACUUGAACAACAGCUUGUCUGUUUUUGAUAUGGGUGAACUAAAAAAUGGAAGUCAUCUGGCACAAUACUGCAGAUAUCGGGAUUACAGAGCGCCUCCGUGGAGUCCUGAACCUUACGAGUUCACUCUGCAGUUUUGGCAUGUUCUGGCUGCAAGGCUUGCCUUCAUCAUCGUCUUUGAGCACCUGGUGUUUGGCAUUAAGACCUUCAUAGCUCACAUGAUUCCAGACAUGCCCAAAGACUUGAGUGACCGCAUGCGCAGAGAGAAAUACCUGAUGCAGGAGAUGAUGUACGAGGCGGAACUUGAGCACUUGCAGAAAGUACGGAAAAAGAACGGCAAACGUUAUCACCAUGAGUGGCCUUAG
Messenger RNA from Xyrauchen texanus (razorback sucker), 3033 nucleotides. RefSeq names its product anoctamin-3-like. Gene Ontology annotation, molecular function: chloride channel activity; protein dimerization activity. Lineage: Eukaryota; Metazoa; Chordata; Actinopteri; Cypriniformes; Catostomidae. The record is from RefSeq and is a predicted model, not a curated record. Gene Ontology annotation, biological process: chloride transmembrane transport. Gene Ontology annotation, cellular component: plasma membrane. Bases 67 to 3033 code for a protein of 988 amino acids. The transcript has 26 exons.